AUGGACCGCAUUGGUCGUUUACACGCUCUCCGGAGAACAAUAGACAGUCUUCCUACGUUUUUCCGAUCAGGCAAUGCAGUCCGCUUGACACGCCCUUUUUCCUCGUCGGCAAACCCGCUGCAACAAGAGGAUAAUAGCAGCAGCAACAGCAACAGCAUCAACAUCAUUCGCAGAACACCGGUUGCUAGUAAUAAUGCGCCCCGCACCACCCGGCCUCGUGCUGUAGAUGCCAGAUCACUGGGCGCUGCGAAUGCGGGCGAUGGAACUAUUAUUCGAGCACCUAGGCUCCAGCUCAAGCGCUCUUUGCUGCGUGGAAGGGGCGGUACUGGUGCUCGGACAGGAGGGAGAGUGGGAGCUGCAGCAAAAUCCAGAGCUCGAGGCAAAGGUGCAGAAGCGGGAGCGAAGCGCGUGAGACGAAAGCGAUCGGAUGAAGAAGAUGGAGACGAAGGGCGAGACGCAGACGUGGAAGCAGCCUUUGCCGAGGUGAGGAACAAAUCGAAGCCCAAGGCUUUUCGAUACUCGCCCGUUCAGUACGACGCUACCGCAUUGAAAGAUACCUGGCCCGCCUUGCCCGUUGGGAAAACGGCGUCUGCUGGUUCCGUGCUGGAGCGAUUGAGUCUGUCCAGUCGUCGGUAUCCGAAUGGCUACGUGCCUCCUCAAGAACUUGCCAAGCGACUGUUUGAAGGCGAGAGAGUGCUUUUCACUAGCGAGGAAGAGAAGGCGCAGGCCAUGGAAGAAGUGAACAAGCUCGCGCAAGAACGAGCGAACAAGUUGACUCAACGCAAGGGCGAACUCGUUGAGAUUGAGGACUCGAGUUUCGUUUCAAUCAAUGACGCGGAGCGGAAAGCCUUGGUUGGCCAGCUCGUGCGCGGCAAUUAUGAGAAUUGGCAACAGGGCGAUGCUCGCCAUCCGAUCCUGGACGAGGUGCAGAGACAGCUUUACAACAACGAGACUUAUCGUAUUACGGGGAAACAGUCUGAGUUUAUGAGCAAGUUUCAAUCUCUGCUCGCUUCGUCGCAGCGUGUGAAGCGGGCAUAA
Messenger RNA from Talaromyces atroroseus, 1038 nucleotides. RefSeq lists its product as hypothetical. NCBI's taxonomy places the organism in Eukaryota, Fungi, Ascomycota, Eurotiomycetes, Eurotiales, Trichocomaceae. The record is from RefSeq and is a predicted model, not a curated record. Bases 1 to 1038 code for a protein of 345 amino acids. The transcript has a single exon.